GAGUGAACCGGAGCCUCGGCGCCGCGCUGUCGGGACCGGCUCUGUGUUUGGGUUCGCCCCGCCCCCCGCCUCUGCGGGCACUUGGUACAGUCCGCAGCGCGUCAGCCAUUGUUUACAAAUGAACUGAGAGAGCAGCGAGGACACCGAGCACCCACACAGCACCGACCCGCACCAACACAACGAAGGACCGGACGGAGGACAGCCGCCAUGCCGUGCCGGAAGCAGGACUACCUGCUGCUGGAGCAGUCGGUGACCGUGGACUCAGCGGAGGUGGACGCACUGGUGACGCGGAUCGGAGAGGCGCUGCAGCUGCACGGCUCCGCCCAAACGUCGGUGUCGGUGAGCCGUCUGCACGGCCUCGCCGGCGGCCCCGCGACCAAACCGGCGGCCGGCGGUGCAGGGGCUCCAGCGCAGGCGCGGACCGGCUGCUGCAUGCGGCUCCGGAGCCGCCGGGGGCCGCGGGCCGGCGGCAGGCCGAGCCCGUACGGCGUGCCCGGCUCCGGAGACUCGGACUGGGACCGGAUCCGCCCCUGGAACCGAAAGCGGCUCGGCGGGCCGGAGGACGACCCGCACCGGCUGCUACAGGAGCUGCUGCUCUCCGGGAACCUGAUCAAGGAGGCCGUGAGGCGGUUGCAGCUGUCCGCGGACUGCGGGGACUGAGCCCGGGCACCGGGCACGGACUCACACCUGAGCCGCUCACCGGAAACUCCGCUCGGACUUUUUCCAAUUUUUCCGUUUGGUCGCGAGGCCGGCAGCUAGCUCAGCUAUGCUAAUGAUGUUUAUGUUUGACUAGGGGAGGGAGGGGGGGUGCUCACCUUGAGGCCAGGUAAAGGUGAGGUUGCGGUGAGGCACACAUGUGGCUGCUCUCUGCUUCACGUGGACUCAGAGACAGGAAGUGAGCAGCUGGGUUUGUUUACAGUCUCAUGGUGGGGUUUUACCUGCACAGGUAGGGGGCCGGGGCUGCCCCUUGGGCCUGUGUGGGCUCAGGUGCUCUCACCUGUGGGAACUCCUAGCAGGACUUAUGUUGUUGUACUUUUUGUUGUGUGAAGAAUGCCUCUGCUCCGUACCGGAGUACCUGCCGUUCCUGAGUAUUCAGGCUUUUAUUGUCUUAAUAAACUCACCUGUUUUUUCA
This is a messenger RNA of Pelmatolapia mariae (spotted tilapia), 1132 nucleotides long. It is a transcript of the gene gbp, whose product is annotated as glycogen synthase kinase binding protein. Gene Ontology annotation, cellular component: cytoplasm. The transcript has a single exon. NCBI's taxonomy places the organism in Eukaryota, Metazoa, Chordata, Actinopteri, Cichliformes, Cichlidae. The record is from RefSeq and is a predicted model, not a curated record. The coding region runs from base 208 to 660 and encodes 150 amino acids.